Messenger RNA from Cydia pomonella (codling moth), 8512 nucleotides. RefSeq names its product protein tramtrack, alpha isoform-like. The record is from RefSeq and is a predicted model, not a curated record. The transcript has 3 exons. Lineage: Eukaryota; Metazoa; Arthropoda; Insecta; Lepidoptera; Tortricidae. Gene Ontology annotation, molecular function: protein binding. The coding region runs from base 369 to 2030 and encodes 553 amino acids. Gene Ontology annotation, biological process: regulation of transcription by RNA polymerase II. Gene Ontology annotation, cellular component: nucleus.
AGCGAGCGCGAGUCGGUGUCGGUGCUCGGCGCGGCGCGGGGUUGUGGCCGUCAGUCGUCGGGUGAGCGGGGUGCGACGCAAACGCGGACUCGGACUAUGGCGGAAGGGCUGAUCCUCAUUCCCAUAAAAGGGUCGAGUUGAUUGUGGUGUGGAUACGUUUGGUCCCCCUGCACUCGUCACAAAAUCUUCGGAACAGAAAAUAAAAAUGGAUCUUAAAAUGUAAAAACGACUAUUGUUGUUAUUUUAUAGAAUUGUUCUUGGAACAAGAGAAAAAAUACUUAUGUAUACAUUGUAGAUUGUUGAAAUAUUAGAUGACAAAUUCUAGAGGGUGAAUAUAUUCCUAACUAAGAAGUGAUUAUACAGGCAAAAUGGCUUCACAAAGGUUCUGCUUGAGGUGGAAUAACCACCAAUCGAAUAUGCUGUCUGUAUUUGACCAACUACUUCACGCUGAGACCUUCACGGACGUUACUCUAGCAGUAGAUGGCCAGCUACUAAAAGCCCACAAAAUGGUACUAUCAGCCUGCAGUCCGUACUUUCAGGCUCUUUUCGUAAACCACCAGGAAAAACAUCCAAUCGUCAUUUUAAAAGACGUUCCUUAUUCAGACAUGAAGAGUUUAUUAGAUUUCAUGUACCGAGGGGAAGUGAGCGUCGACCAAGAGCGACUGACGGCAUUCUUAAAAGUAGCUGAAAGCUUGAGAAUAAAAGGACUCACUGAAGUAAAUGAAGAAAAAUGUGAUAUCCCAGCUCUUACAAAUUCUUUAAUACAACAACAGCAACAAACAUCUGCCUCCGCCCACACCCCUCCACCCCAGCUUCACCGAAUACACCCCUACAUGCAACAAAAAAGACCAGCUUCAGGCAUGCCAACGGGUGGAGCACCUCCAAAUUUAUUAAUGCCUUUGCUCGGAAAUGCUCUAAUGCAACCUAAAAGAAAAAGAGGCAGGCCGAGGAAAUUAAGCGGCAGUUCGAGUGACGCCCUGACCACCGCUGCUAGUCCACCGGGAGAGUUCAUACCCGAGUCAGCCUCCCACGCUGCUUCCAACAGGCCUGGUGAUCAGUUAAUUAGAGGAUCGCCGGAAAUGCUUGAAGUGAAAAUGUCCAUGGACGGUUUCAGUGCUGAGGACGGCGCAACAUCGGGGGGCGAAGAGGCCGGGGAGGCGCUACUUAUCGACGAGGGUGACGACGCGCACUCCACGGACGCGCAGAUGGCAGGGAAGGACUCGGAGUCUGCAGAUCCCGAAAAAGCGUCAAAAGGGGAAUUACACCAGAAUAAUAAUUCAACAAACGGACCUACCCUCUCUAUCGAAAAUGGAUCCAUUAAGCAGGAGCCCGCGGCCGACGCCACCGACGGCUAUAACGAACCUAUAGAGUACAAGUACAACCCCGACAGGAGCCGCGAUAACUCUAACUCACGGGAUGAUCCCAUUAAAGACGCAGAUGACAAGAACCGACUGGGCAGAAAUUUAAAGCCAAAGAAUAAUAAAAAACUACUACCCCAAAUGUCAAAACUUAGAGCCCGAAACUUGUUCAAUCAGCUCUCCGGUCUUUCUAACCUGAACCCCGCUCUUAACAGCUUCGACAAGUUCGCACCCGAAACCGUGCUCAUGCCAGCUCUUGCCACGCAGUUGUUCGCCGCCGAGCUGGAGCAGAACACUCUAAGUCUCACCAACAGCGAGGUGGCCGACCUCGCGCAAACUAACUGGGAACAUCGUAUAUUCCCUUCUCCUAUAAGGAAAAAUAAUAUGGCCAAUUUGGGCAACUAUCAUGAGGAGACUAACGAAUCCGUGAGGGAUUACUGCAUCAAAGAGGGAGAAAAUGUUUUCAGAUGCAAAAUUUGUUCUCGAGUUUAUACUCACAUUAGUAACUUCUGUCGGCAUUACGUCACUUCUCACAAGAAGGACGUCAAAGUUUUUCCAUGCCCUAUUUGCUUCAAAGAGUUUACUAGAAAAGAUAAUAUGAUUGCGCAUCUAAAAAUAAUUCAUAAAAAUCAAUCAAAUGCUAACGAGCAAAUGGCUAAACAAGAGUCCUAGAAGACGUGGCAAUGUUUUUCAUCGAACUCUUAGUUUCUCCAUUAUUAUUUGUUGGUAUGCAAAGAUCUGAGUUGAACACGAGCAGAGGGUGGAGCCUGGUCGCGCGGAUACAAGCGGAUAUUAUUAUGAUUAAAGUUGCAUUGAGUAGGUUUUGAGCUCUAGUUUCAAAUAUAUACAUAAAUCUAUUUAACAGUAAGUUGUUGAUGUAGGUCGAUGAAAGAGUUGUUAUAUUUAUUAUUAUGUUCAAAUUCAUUUCUCAGAGAACUAUCUUCAAAGAGAUUUAUGAAUGUUUCUACUUAUUUUACUUGUUAUUUCGCACUUAUGUACUUGUUACUUAAUUUUAUUACUUACAAAAUUUCAGGGUACAAAAUAAUUACUCAAGGUGAUCGUUUAUCAAAUGGUAGUCUCUUAGAUAACCGCAUAAUGAUGUGCUAACAUUAUUUGCAAUUCUCAUUGAACUGAAUUAGUGUAGGUUUCUUAGUUGUUUAUAUUGUUCGUUUAUUGAAGACGCGAAUAGAAGGUCGCGGUAGUAGUAGUAGUUAGUAUUUAUUAUGCGAUGAAGUGGCUCGUCCAGAAGAGGCUACCGAGCGGACAGCCUGCGCCGCGUCGCGCUGCUCCGCGCCGCGCUGCUCCGCGCCGCGCUGCGCUGCGGCGUCGGCGCCGGCAUCCGCUCGCCAUUCUCUGUACAAACUCUUAGAGCGCAGAGUACUAGUGGUUUCAAUUAUAAAUUGCAUUUUCAUUUGACUUGCCUUAUUAGUGAUUUUAGAUGUAAAUAACGAUUUGACUUCUUCGAAGUAAAACUCAACACAGGCUAUGAUUUUUUGUCUAGGACUUGUUAAGAUUAUUUUAUAAUAGUUUAUUCAAUGUUGAAAGCUUUGGUUGUAAAUGUAAAUGUUAUUCAUUUCAGAUACAUAUUAGAGAAAAUAUACUAUUACCUAUGUAUGAUGUGAAUGAGAAAAUUUUAAAAUAGAUUUUUAAAAUCUCAAUAACAGCGAAAUUUAGGUGGUAGAUGUCACGUAGUUAAGGAUUCAGUUCCUGAAUAUUUAUUUAAGAAAAGCGAAGUAAUGGCCCCAACCGUAGCUGCGCCCGCGACGCCACUGCGUGUGCGUCGACGGCCUCGCUCAGGUCCGAACUCGGCGCGGUAGCAACUCUCACUAUGUUUACAUUUAGUAAAGUUCAGUUAAGAACCAACUAGGUGCCUGCGUAGGUAACUAGCACCUACGUUUAGAAGAACAAGUUAUAAUUUGUGUAUAGUUAAAUAUUUUAUCGUUCAAAGACAAUAUUAUGACGAAAAGAAAUAUAUGAGAUUUAUCUAGAUCACUAAUUACACUGAUUCGCGGCCGUACAGAAUUAAAUAUAAAAUACCAGAUGUUUUUAAUAUUAAUCUGUAAAUAUUAUCAUUACAACACAAGUUGUAAGAGUGAUCUAAGCAAGGUGCUUUGAAAGAAGUUAAUAAAUGACAGGAAUCAUGAGAUGAUUUGUAAAUUCUAUUUUAGUAGAAAUCAAAUGCCUUAAAUAUUCGAUAAGUAACAAUACUUACUUAAAAUAUUUAAUUAAUCUAGAGGCAAAAUGUAGUCUUCCAUAUAUCGAUAGCGACACUUUAUCUCGAUGGUAUAUUAUUGUUCAAGAGAUAAUAGAUGUGUAACUAAAUUAAGCCCAGAUCAGCCUUACUUGUACUAUGUGAUGAUGACAUUAGCGUGUGACACAAGACUGGUGUAUCAUAGUAUCGAUGCCCUCGUACAAACGUAGUUCGGGACGCGCCCGCCGCUGUAUACCCUCACCCCACACCGCACGCCGGUUAACGGUUGACCACAAUUGAAUUGAAACAUGUACUCAUUUUCCAUGUUUGACGCACAUUAAAUCAUUUAUAACUGCAUUAACUGCAUUUAAAUUCGAGCAAGGUUUCUUAAUUUUCAUUUAAAGCUUAAUUUGAAAACUACGUUUGUAUGUAUAAGUAUAUGGUGUAUAGUGUGGUGCAUGUCGGGUAUUUCUUUUGAUAAAAAAUUACAUGUUGAUUGCAUAGCGACUACAUAAAUAUACCUUCCUAAUAUAUUCUGCAAUGGUUGACAUCAGUGACAGAUUGCAAUUUUUACAUUCGCUUCAGCCAUAUUUUUAACCACUUGUUAAUUUCCAUAGUUUAAUUCUACAUAUAUUUUUAACUACUUUAUUAUGUGUGAACUUUUUGUGUGUUUAACUCUUACUACUGCUUUAUUUAUUCUGCACGCCAAGCGAAUUAUUUCUCAAUUGAUGAAUUCAGUUCCUAACGAAAUUUAAACGCUCUGAUUCGUUCUUGAUUUUAAAUUGAGCCAUCCGGUUCCCAGUGGUACCCGGCUGAUCUAUUAUUUAGGAAUUCGAACGUAUACUUGUUACUAAACCGAUAACUUAUUACUUAUGCUUCCAAAGCUAUUUACUUUAUUUAACUACCUACUUUUCUGAAUGACCAUUAUGUAAAAGCUUUAUUUAUUCUCGAGUGUAUUUUUGGCUUGCCAUGCAAUAUUGUCACUUAUGUCAACGGAAGUUGUUUGCGGUUGUGACGCAUACUAUAAUAAUGAAAGCCCGAGAUGCACCGUGUUGGUCGACCACUGCGAAGGUGUCGCGUGUCGUUACUGAUGUAAGGCUGGCAUGUCACUCAGCGAUGGCAGUUGAACCUUAAAUAUCAAUUACGUUUACCCUAAAAACCAAGUUUCUAGUAACAUAAAGUAGGUCCAGGAAACGCUUGCCUAUUAGUGUGCCUUUACUUGUACAUUAAAUAAUAAGUUAAAUAUUUAUUGACUAUAUUAGACUAUUAAGAAAUUUCAAAGAAUGUUAUGUAAAAUUAUUUAUUUUAAUUAUUCAGAGUUUACAAUAUACUUUAAGAAGCUUCCAUAGGAAUUUAGAGACCAUUUAGGCCCAUGUAGAACAAAUAACGUUGUACUUAUCUAACCAUAAGAAUAUAUCAUCUCAUGUUUCCGACUUAAUUUGGAUAUCGAAAAUGUUAAAAGAUUUUCAAAUGAGCUACCUAAAUUAUAAAAAUCGAGGCAGCAAGUCUUGGUGAAAUCAAUAUUAAGACUGUAAAAAUUCUUAAAAACGAAUUUAACUUACCUUUCAUAAGCUUUUAUACAAUUUAAACGGGGCUAACUUUGAAAGGUACUUAAUGGGGAAAUGUAUAGGUACGUAGGGAGAUGCAAUCAAUGAACAUUUAAUCUCAUUCUUAUGUAGUCAACCAGUGCCUAAGCUUACAAACCUUAUUCGAAAAUUAUAUUAUCUAAUUUAUCGUUCUUGUCCUAAUUCGUUAAGAUUUUAUUUUAUUUUAUUAAUUAAUAGAUUAAUAUUUACAACGUCGAUUGGAUGUUAUUUAUUACAUAUUAUAAUAUCAUCAAUUGGUGCUAACUAUGCUUAAGAAAUGUUACAUUUGAUGUAACAUUCAAAAGAAAUUUCCGUAUAUUAUUUACAUAUAAAAUUAUUAUUGUAUGUCUUUUUCGUUAACGUUGUUAUUUUAAAUGAAUAUACAAUUAUCUUAUUUCAUUUGUCGUCAGGUUGCAUUAACACAGUGCUAGAAAUGGGAUUUCAAUUGUAUCAAACGAGACGCGUUCGUAAGAACGGCUCGAUUCAGUCAUAAUAAUGUGUGUGAAUAUUUAAAUAACUACACUUGUAUUUAGUUACUCAGAACAAGUACUAGAAAACUUAGGUAAGACUAAAUCGCAGUACCUACCACUGUUGUUAGAUGACACAUAUUCGAUACUGUAAUGUUGAUUAUCACUUCCCUAAAGCAAUAAUUACUUAGAAUUAUACAUACAAUUAAAAUGAUUACCACUUACAUGAUUCAUGAAAUAUGUUUAUUGACAUUAAACACUUACAGUAGGAUUUUUAAACUUAUCGGAAACUAACAAUGACGUUACAUUAAAACACAAUAAGCUUAGAGUAGACGGCAUUCUAUAGCGUAUGUAUUGAGAAACAUAUUUACUGGAAUAAAUAUUCAAGCUAAAAGAAGCUCUCAAUUUUAAUUAAAAAUAUGUGUAGUUUUGAUGCGAAUCGGACGCUACAGAGUAGGGUUCUAUUUAAUUUCUCCACUUGUUCUGUAUUCGCGGAUAAUAAGCAUCAUAUAAUGGAUUGUGGUAAAUCUUACGCGAGUGCUUGGUUUUUCCCGUAAAACUUGUGACGUUAUACAUUAUAAUCCCUAACAGCAUCAAACUAAAUAUUACUUUUAGCUAACACACCUGCGUAAGACCAGUGACGGCAUCUAUUAUUAGGUAUCAAUAAAAUUACAUCAAUCAAAUCAUCAAAAUCCGUCCAGAUUAAUGUGUUAGGACGUCAUAAUCAAUAAAUCUUAUAAUUACACAUAUUAUUAACUGGAGAAUCAACAUAAAUAACUUGCUAUUAUAAUGAAACCUACUAAAAAAAAUCUAUAACGUUGUAAAUAAUAUGACUUAUAUAAUUUUCCGACUACAUGAAAGCGAUAUCAUUUGGACAGUAUGUUUUUUUGUAUAAUUCACAAGUACUUAACCGAUAAAUAUGUUUCUCAAUGUGUAUGGGACACAGUUAACAUACGGCGUAAGUACUUACCUACAGAAAACUUAAAUAUUAACCGUUCGUGAUAUACAUUUACUUCACACGACUACAUACAUAUUAUGAUAAUCGUAGUUGUUAGCCAAAAGAAAACUUUAACCGUUUUUUUAAUUAAUUUGCACUUAGACAAUAGCCAAUGCAAAGAGUAAUGUUUAGAGACAUUUUAGAAUGAAAGUUACACGACAUAGCAUUAUUUGUUAAAAAAAGGAAUAAAUAUAUAAGGUGUUAAUUACUAUUUUUAGAAUCUUUAAUGAAAGUAAUAAAGUUACAGCAAAAUGUAUUGAAUCUUUUCAAUUAAUGUUAUUACUUUGUUUUGUUUCAUUUGUUGUUGUUAAUUUAAUUCAACCUUUUUAUUUAAAAAAAAUCAAUGUUGGUAAUAUCGAAUAUAACUUAUUGUGAUUUUUCUUUAGAGUUCUUGUCAUACAAGAAACGAAAAUUGAAGUACUACACUUCAUGCAUUAUUAUUGACAUUCAUGUGCACGUAUAUAAUAGAUAAAGUUUAUGUUUAGUAUAAGAGGUAUCAUGGGACGCGGCCGGUCCUUGGUACUGGUUGAUUUCGAGAGUGACUCGCGUACACGUAGAUCCCCGCCGUCGCAAGCGGUGACACUUUCAGCAGGCUAAUAUUGUGAAAUCUUAGUACCAUUUGAGCUGUUAGUGUUAUUUUGAAAACGGGCCGAUCAUCCCGUCAUCGGCUAUUUCACAAUUACCCUGCUCCACGUCGUGAAUCGUGAGGUCUAACUUCAACACCGACACGGACUUCUACAUGUCCUAAAUCGUUGUUGUUAUUAACAAACAAUAAUGAUUAUUACUUUUUAAUAUUAUAUAGUAGCAAAGUAACAACACGGGUUAUUAGUAAAACAUAGAUUAAAAGUAAGUUAUUUAUAUUAUAAUUAGAGGUAAAUAGUGUUGUUAAUAUUUGAGUGAAAUUCAAUACUUAGAAAGCUUUAUUAGUCAGGAAAGUAACGAAGAGAGGAAUGUUCAGGUAUGUGAUCACGUUGAUACUUCUACUCUCUGUUCGUAGCGGUGUGGCGGACCCUAGUGCUAGUGCUAGAUGACUUUAUUUAGUUCGCUUUCUAUGUUGCUCAAACUGACACUAUGUGACAAAGUAUUUUGUUUCAGUACAAAUUAUUGCUUUGUUUGUUUUUUGUUGAUCCUGUAGAAAAUAUUGCAACUUUUCCAUGAGGCUAAUUAUUCCUGCCCAUUUUUUGUCGAUGACUUAAUUUUGAAUUUUAAUUUCAUUACCAUAUAAACAGGGCAGCUAUUUUCUAGAAUCUGUAAGCUAACACCAAUGGUACAAUUUAUAUUAUUUUUACAUCUCUGAGCCCACCUUAUGUGAUCUUAAGAACUAAGUUUACUGAAGUGUUAUUUUUAUACGACGUACCUACAACUUUACUUGCCGAAAUAGUUCCAAAUGCAAACACUUGAGUCCUAUUAUGUCAUAGAGAAUUCUGUUCUUUUUUGUUAUAUCAUUAUUAAUUUAUUAUCUUAGAUUACGAUUAAUUUAAAUAGAUUAGGCAGUUUGACUUUUUCGUAAGUUUAUUACAAUUUUCAAAUAUGUAUUUUAGCGGUCUGAAUUUUGUUUUGGAUAUAAAAAUGUAUUUUUAGCCAUCAUCAUUUGUUGGACUGAUAUUAUACUGUUGGUUUUACUUGACAUGUUUUGACCCAUUGUUUAUUUUAUUUCCAAAUUUAUUUUUCAAUUGGUUAUAAGUAGUUAUAUUUUAUUUCGGUUAUUGCAUGAACAAGUUUUCGACCUGAUACUGAACUGUAAAGUAUAGUCUACUAUGUCAAACUUUAAUUGGAAAGGUGCUACAGUAACUGUAUAAGCAUAUAACUUGUUCAUGAAGUAUAUCCGCUUUUGUUCAUGGUCUUUUUUAUUAGAAACUUGUGGUAAUUAAUUUCGACAAUCAAUUUGAACAAAUAAAGGUUUAUAUAUUUUC